Messenger RNA from Xiphias gladius (swordfish), 1036 nucleotides. RefSeq names its product angiopoietin-related protein 3-like. The transcript is spliced from 4 exons. The coding region runs from base 45 to 719 and encodes 224 amino acids. The record is from RefSeq and is a predicted model, not a curated record. Lineage: Eukaryota; Metazoa; Chordata; Actinopteri; Istiophoriformes; Xiphiidae.
CAAGAUUUAGGAUCUCGAUCUUUAGACCUGAGAGUCUCCACCUGAUGAAAUCUUGGAGUAUGAGGGUGGGCCGAGUGCUGCAGCUGUCCGUUUUGCUGGUGGGACUCUGUCAGGCCCACCGUGCCCUGCCAACAGAUGAUGCCUCCACAUCACAGGAGGCAGGUGAGGUCCCCGUGUCCCAGGUGAGGAUGCUCUCGCUGGGACUAGCUCACCUGUUGCAUGGCGUGGAGGGGAACGCCGAGCAGUUGGAGCGGCAGGGAGAGCAAGUGGCGGCAGAGCUGGAUGGGGCCACCAGGAGUCUGGAGAGCCUUCGUAAGCAGAGUUUACAGGCAGGACAGACUCGCAGACAGGUGAGGAAGGACCUGCAGAUACUGAGUGCCAGGGGGGACAGGCUGUGGAGGGUGGUCAAAGACCUGCAGAAGGGGCUGGAGGAUCUGGAGACAGAGCAGAGAGCCAUGCAGCACCGAAUGAACAGGAUCCUCCAAAGAGUGAAGAGCCUGACCGAGCCGGGGUCAGGGGGUCAAACCCGGCCCAACAUUAGCUCCAUGAAAGUUAUCAUGGAUAAGCAGGCCCGACAUCUUGCCAGUCUGACCUCAGAGGUUACAGCCCAAGACGGACUGAUUGACGGACGCCUGCAGCGCAUUGAACAUCUGGAGAAACAGGUGUUGGACAGCGUCCCAGCAGCACUGAGGGCAGAUUCUGACGCCGACUGUGUCUGAUGAACACAGCUGCAUCAACACACCGAGACUCUAAACCAACUCACGCUCAAACAGCAGUGAAAAUUAUUUAGUAAAGCCGAAAUGAACUGCUCUGAUACUCACAAAAGGAUGUGUCACAAUCAACCAAGUUUAGAUAAAUACAUAUUUGGGUGACUUUCCCAACACAGCCUGUCAAUUACAACAAACAAAAAUGUGUUACAGCAUAGUUUGAGAUGAAAACUAUUGUGACUACUAUUAUGUGUCCUGUCCUCAACAAGAUAUGCCUCUGUUUAUAAAGGGUUCAAAAAUAAAACUUUCCUGUUCUUGAGUCAUCGUGU